Molecule: messenger RNA, 1547 nt
Organism: Sorghum bicolor (sorghum)
Lineage: Eukaryota; Viridiplantae; Streptophyta; Magnoliopsida; Poales; Poaceae
Product: GDSL esterase/lipase At5g55050-like
Exons: 4
Coding region: 210-1361 (383 amino acids)
Molecular function (GO): hydrolase activity, acting on ester bonds
Source: RefSeq, a predicted model, not a curated record
CGCCGAGCCCUGCCGGUCUCGGCUGGUCCGGCCCUUUCCCAAAGCCGAGCAGCAGCCACCAUUGAGCGAGGGAGCCACCAGCCACCGCCCGCCCCCAGUCAGUCCCACAGGCCACAGGCCACAAACCCAGUAAUCAUCACUAGCUAGCUGCGCACUACGCCGAUCGAGAGCAUCAUCAGCUGCUGGCAAUCGCAGCCGUCCGGCCGGCCAUGGCCACCGUGCCAGUAGUGCUAGUCCUGCAUGUUCUGCUCGGUGCUGCGGCCGCCGCCUGCGCCGUGGCGGUGGACGCGGCAGCGGCAGCGGCAGGAAGUAGCAAGGUGGCAGCGGCAGGGAGUAGCAAGGUGCCGGCGAUCUAUGUGUUCGGCGACUCGACGGCGGACGUGGGCAACAACAACUACCUGCCGGGCGGCGGCGUGCCGCGGGCCAACUUCCCCCACAACGGCGUCGACUUCCCCACGUCGCGGCCCACCGGCAGGUUCAGCAACGGAUACAACGGCGUCGACUUCUUGGCUGUGAACAUGGGGUUCAAGCGCAGCCCCCCGCCGUUCCUCGCCGUGGCCAACAAGACCAACAAGCAGGUUUUCAGAGGUCUCCUGGGAGUAAACUUCGCCUCUGCAGGAUCAGGCAUUCUCGACACAACAGGGAGCUCCAUCAUCCCGCUUAGCAAGCAGGUGGAGCAAUUCGCCGCCGUGCAGCGCAACAUCUCCUCGCGCGUCGGCACCGGAGCCGCCGGCACCCUGCUGUCGCGUUCCCUGUUCCUCGUCAGCACCGGCGGCAACGACCUGUUCGCCUUCUUCUCGCGUAAGAACAGCACGCCGUCGGACGCCGACAAGCGGCGGUUCGUCGCCAACCUCGUCGCGCUGUACCAGAACCACGUCAAGGCUCUGUACGUGCUCGGGGCGAGGAAGUUCGCGGUGAUCGACGUGCCGCCGAUCGGGUGCUGCCCCUACCCGCGGAGCCUGCACCCGCUGGGCGCCUGCAUCGACGUCCUCAACGAGCUGGCGCGCGGGUUCAACAGGGGCGUCAAGGACGCCAUGCACGGCCUCAGCUUGAGCUUCCAGGGGCUGAGGUACUCCGUCGGGAGCUCCCAUGCCGUGGUGCAGAGCAUCAUGAAGCACCCUCAAAGGCUCGGGUUCAAGGACGUGACGACCGCGUGCUGCGGGUCGGGCCGGUUCAACGGCGAGUCCGGCUGCACGCCCAACGCGACGCUGUGCGACAACCGGCACCAGUACCUGUUCUGGGACCUGCUGCACCCGACGCACGCCACCUCCAAGAUCGCCGCCGCCGCCAUCUACAACGGCUCGCUCCACUUCGCCGCGCCCAUAAACUUCAGGCAGCUGGUGGAAGACGACCGGUACUAGGUAGCGACGUGUGCCGUUGCUGCUGCUUUACUACUGUACGUGCCAUAGAGUUACGGCCGUGUGUGUCUGUAUGUGCUGGUGUUCAUGAUGUAUGUUUCUCGCGGUUUAGAUGAUGAUUAUGGCGGCGUAGUUUGGACUCUGAGAUAACAUGUCACCUCUCGUGCCCUCUGUGAUGAUCUGAACGAA